GUUGCCAGAGUGUGGAGUGACUGAACUCUUGGACCCCUGUGCAGGUCGCAAGUGAUCCAGCAGAACCCGGUUGGCUGAGACCAGGAUGGAAGAGUCUGAUGGGGACCUAUCCAUUCAGAGAGGUGCCAUCCUAGCUGAGUUGUACCAUAUUCGGAUCACCACAACGAAUCUGGUUCAGGAGCUGAGAUCCUUGGUGGCUUUAAAUGAUCCCCAGGAAGGAAAACUGAUUCAGUCUCAAGAGACAGCUUUAAACUCAUUGGACAUUUGGAAGGCCUUAUUUGCUGCUGCUGAACCUAAUCCAGAGACUGCAGUUGAGUGACGACUUGAAAAUGGAAGAUAAAGAUGCUGGCGAGCCCUUUAUGGGUAUAAUUGCCAGUGAGGUCGCUGACUAUGAUGGCAUUCAACCCUCAGACACAGUGUCACUCAGUGAUUCAGACCCCGAAGACUUUGGUUUAGCAGAUGAAGCUGAAGUUGAUACAGUAUCUCCAGAGGAAUCUCUGUCUUUGGAUGACGUGGUUUGUGGCUCAGGUGAGAAUCCUGAGUCUUUAAAGAUCAACCUCAAAUCGCCUGUCCAGCCAUUCCACCUAAAAGGCAUGAGCUCUACCUUCUCCAUGCGCAGCCAGAGCAUUUUCGACUGCUUGGAAGGAGCAGCCAAAUUGGCAGCACCCUCAUUGGCUGAAGAUAACAUUAUCGAUGGGAGAUUUAAACGCCCCCUACCCCCAGCCACUCUCCCUAGUAAGAUGGUACCCGAAAGCUUUGGAAGGCAAGGCAAACCACCUCCGACUACUAAAAGCUCUCCAUCAGUCCCCGACUAUGUGACACACCCAGAACGCUGGACCAAGUACAGCCUGGAGGGAGUCUCAGAGUCUAGUGAUAAAACCAACAGGGAGGUAGCUAUGGAGUUCCUAGGGGGCUUGAAGAAGAAAGGGGGGGAACACAGCUCAUCUGCCCAAGAUAGCUAUAUCCCAUAUUUCAACCAGGACCCCUCCAGUUGUGGUGCUGGAAGAAUUGUCUUUAUGAAACCUACAAAGAUGGGCAUAGAUAGUUUGGAAAGGAAAAGAUCAGCAGGGGAUGAUGAUAAAUCCUUUAACACAAAGCAGAGCUUGAAAAGGAAAUCUCCCAAGAUGGCUGGUGAUCUGAAGGUAGAGGAUAAUGUUGAGCUGGGGCAUUUAGGCUCUGGAGAGAAAAAGGCAGAGGAGGGAUGCUUGAACUUGAAGGACCUGUGCAAAAAAGGAGAUCCUGGCACUGGCUCUGGUCACACAGGAGAAGAGGCUGUGGGGGGAACGGUAGGAUUCCACAGUAGUAAGAAAAGGAAUAGGAAGGUUUUCCGACCUAAAGUAGAACAUGAAGAGGAGGACUGAGUGUCCUGAGAAGGAAAACAAAGAAUACCCAUAUAAAGAGUUUAGUGUUGUUCUAGGAGACCACUUUCUGAAAAUUUGUUUUUUUUCUUUCUCAGCCCAGCUUUUAUCAGAACAGGAAAUAGUAAGCUUUUAUCUAGCAUCUGUUCCGUGGUUUCCAAGUAUUUGGGAGUUUUUCAGAAAUGAAACUACAAAAAAAACCAUUCCUGGAUUGGCUCUGGCACAUUCUAGGCAGCAUCUGGUGGGGAAGUAAUAGAGUGCUUUGUGUUUGUGAGGAAACCGUCUUGGCUGUCCCUGGUGCAAUGACAAGAUCUUGACCACAAGGACAAGCCAUCUUAACGUAAGGGUCCAAGUGUGAAAACAAGAAACUCCUGUUUUCCCUUCCUACCAAAAAUAUGUAGAAAUAGCUUACCAAUGCUGUAGAUUAAAAAGGAACUCACAAUGUGGAGUUACAAAGAACUCGAGAAACCUUAAGGCCUCACUGAACUGAGCUGACACCGUGACCUGCCUCCAGAGAGGGACAACUUGUAUGUCCUUUAGACUGGGGCAUGGGCUCAAUCAUACCUCGUACAGUGCCACUAAAAAUAAAAGCACAAUAAGUAACCAACCAUGGGCUGUGCAAACUAAACAUUGUUACAGUGGUCUGAGUAUUAUUUUCUUUGUAAUGUAUUUUAUUGGAUGCAUAUUGUUUUAUCAAAGAAAUAUAAGGUGUGUUAAGCAUCCCUAGAAAUAUUCUAGUGAAGAUAUCCCUGAGGAGUGGCCUCAACUGACUUCUAGCAUGCUUAAGAGUACAAGUACAAUGUAUGACAGUCUUCUGAUGGGUCAGGCAGCCAGCAGCUCUGGCUGUGGAUGUGACGUGAUGUGCUGAUGUCUCAGCUAUAGGUAUGAAACUGUUCUGUGAGGUACAGUGUUUCCAUUUGGACUUGAAGCAGACUCCCUGGAAAAGGGAAGCCUUGUAUUAGAGCGAGAUCAGUAAGAGAUCCUUUUUGUAUUUUGAAUGUCAUUAAAAACAUUUAGUCAUA
Gavialis gangeticus (Gharial) is the source of this 2380-nucleotide messenger RNA. It is a transcript of the gene TSSC4, whose product is annotated as tumor suppressing subtransferable candidate 4. The transcript has 3 exons. NCBI's taxonomy places the organism in Eukaryota, Metazoa, Chordata, Crocodylia, Gavialidae. The record is from RefSeq and is a predicted model, not a curated record. The coding region runs from base 330 to 1361 and encodes 343 amino acids.